CGAGUUUUAAUGAUUUAUUGGUUGGUGGAAGGAGGUGUUGAAACUCACGAAACUAAUUCAAGUCAUUGUAUCGUAAGCGAUGAAGAUGAUACGGAAAGACCUAUAUUAUAAACACGGUGAUUGAAAGUAAUAAAAGAAGAAAAUAUGGAAUCAACUGAAGGAGCGGUGGUAGUUGUCAAUAUUAUUGAAAUACUUAAACAUUUUAGAGAGAGAGAGACCAGCUUUGGUAGCAUAGUAGUUGUAGAAUCGGAGAAUAUUACACCUUCUCUCCAUCUACGUUUGACAGCUUUGAGAUGAUUGAUUCCAAACGGAACCUAAAACAUACUUUGCAAAUAUAGAAAGAAAGCGAUGGAAAGGUAUGAUUUUUAAUUAGGAUAUUUAUUUAACAAGACACAACUACAAGAACAGCAACAAGAAAUAAGAACCAAAUCAAAAUCAAUUCCUAUUCUUGGCUUUCUGAAAUUGCAUUGCUUCACACGAAAGAAAAUGGCCGCAGCACCAGAAUCAGCAGCCAUGGAAUCGGACCAGAAUAGUCGCGUCAUAGCUAUUGCCAUUGACGAGAGGGAUGUAGCUGAAAGUGCAUUCCAAUGGUACCUUGAUAACCUACAACGGAAAGAUGACUUUGUGGUACUCAUCCAUAUACUGGAAUACCCUAGUAUUCUCAUGCCAACUGUUUCAGUGUUGCAACAGAUUCUCCAUGAGAUGGAUGAAAAGCUUGACACAGUAGAAGAAAGAUGCAAAGAACAUUUGCAAAAGCUCCAGAUAAGAGGUAAAUUCCGAACUGGAGCUGGAAAAAGUGGACCACUAAUCGUUGACAUAGCAAAACAGGAACAUGCCACAAUGAUUGUGAUGGGAAGUAAAGGGCGCGGUCAUACACGACGGACCCUCCUGGGAGGUGUCAGUGACUUUGUGGUGCAUCAUUCUCCCAUACCUGUGCUGGUUUAUAGGCCACUAAAUGCAACUCGUAAACAUUGAUGGAAACUAUCAAUCAGGAAUACAUUGCUGGUAAAUAUCAGGCAGGCACACAUGCGAAGCAACACAUUCGACAUGCUGACAAGUUACAAUCUUAUGAUCUCUUCUAUUAACUUCAUUAAUUACAGCAACAACAACAAAAAGAUAACUAUAACAAUCUGGACUAUUCUACUUAGUCAAAACUGUUGUUCUUUCCUUGUAUAGUUAGAUCCAUAAUUAGUGUUAGUGUAGCUAAUUGUAAGUAGCUGUAACAUCAUUGUCAACAAUGUCAAUGUCAUUCUGAAUAUUAAAACACACACACACAUAUACAUGCAUACAUAUAUAUGUAUACAUAUAUACAUAUACACAUUAUAUAUAUAUAUAUAU
Messenger RNA from Octopus sinensis (East Asian common octopus), 1338 nucleotides. RefSeq names its product universal stress protein Sll1388-like. The transcript is spliced from 4 exons. Lineage: Eukaryota; Metazoa; Mollusca; Cephalopoda; Octopoda; Octopodidae. The record is from RefSeq and is a predicted model, not a curated record. The coding region runs from base 487 to 975 and encodes 162 amino acids.